GGUUCAGUAUGAACGGAACCAAACGGAACUCAACGGAGCCUCAACAUUUUACCGCUGUAACAUUCCGGACGGUUUAAUUCUUCAAUAAAAUGGGUAAGACGAAAGACGCUAGCUCAGAAGAAGAUAUGACUAUAGAAACUAAUGAUGUGUCUCCCCAAAAGAGGCAUAAAAAACAUAAGCAUAAAAAGCAUAAAAAGAAAAAGGCAACACAUGAUGGCAAUGAAAAUUUUAAUGAUGCUACUGUUGAAACUGAAAAGAAGAAAACAUUCAGAGUUAAAAUGAAGAAAGACGAUGACAAAAGUUCAGAGAAAUCUCGUGAAAAAAUGCAAAAGGUAUCCAACCUAAGUAUUGCAGGUUCAAGCGCUAUGCCAUCACCGAAAGCUCCCACAAAGAAAAAGGUUCCAAAGAGCAAUAAAGGUAAAGAUAGUGGUACUAGCAGCGAAGAGGAAAGAUGGCUCGAUGCAAUAGAAUCUGGGAAAUUGGAAGAAGUUGAUGAUGAAUUGAAGAAAAUUAAACCAAAAGAUCCUAAGUUAAUGACAGCUCGACAAAGAGCCAUGUUUGAAAGAAAAACUGAUACUGAAGCAAAUCCUGGUGUUGAACAGCUGAUGUCCUUACCAACAGGAUACAAGGAAAAAGUUAUGACAGCUGAGGCUAUACAAAAGGCUGCUCUUAAAUCAUUAAAAAGAAAACAACUUGCUGAUGAGAAAAGGGAAAAAGAUAAGAAAAAAACGAUGGAAAGAUUGCUGAAAAAACAAGAAUCUAAAGCUUCUAAAGUUAUUAGCAAAGGUAAGCCUUCUAGAAGACAAGUUCCUUUGAUUACAUACCGACUAACACUCGAAGGAAGCUCGAUAUCUUUACCAGCUGGGGAAGAUUUUCCUUUACAGCCUGCACAGGUGAAAGAACCAUCAAUGCAGGUUCUCUGUGGUGUAAAUCAAUGCAAAAAUCCAAAGAAAUAUUCGUGCUCUAAAACGGGAGUGCCUUUGUGCAGUUUAGAAUGUUAUAAAGUUAAUUUAUCAACACCUGUAUGAAUUUUACAUAAUUAAUUUUUAAUUUCAGUAUA
Molecule: messenger RNA, 1060 nt
Organism: Osmia bicornis bicornis
Lineage: Eukaryota; Metazoa; Arthropoda; Insecta; Hymenoptera; Megachilidae
Product: INO80 complex subunit B
Exons: 6
Coding region: 90-1028 (312 amino acids)
Biological process (GO): chromatin remodeling
Cellular component (GO): Ino80 complex
Source: RefSeq, a predicted model, not a curated record